Messenger RNA from Polyodon spathula (Mississippi paddlefish), 2328 nucleotides. RefSeq names its product SPRY domain-containing SOCS box protein 4-like. The coding region runs from base 552 to 1373 and encodes 273 amino acids. Gene Ontology annotation, molecular function: protein binding. The transcript has 3 exons. Gene Ontology annotation, cellular component: SCF ubiquitin ligase complex. The record is from RefSeq and is a predicted model, not a curated record. Lineage: Eukaryota; Metazoa; Chordata; Actinopteri; Acipenseriformes; Polyodontidae. Gene Ontology annotation, biological process: intracellular signal transduction; proteasome-mediated ubiquitin-dependent protein catabolic process.
CCAAUCAGUGCCUGCUGGAGCUCUUGAAUGGUAGCGCUCUGUCAAUAGCUCGGCUGGUUGGAGAUCUACUCGCAAAACAAAGGGACUUGCAGCGUGAUAAGGCUACUCUGGGCAGCAUUGUGAAAGCUAAAAACUAUCAUUUAAAAAAUAAUUAAAUAAAUAAAUAAAUAAAUGCACUAUUUUAGUUUUACUUUUUUGAAUUGUAAGUUGAACAGCAGUGAGUCGAGUUAAAGAGGAAAGAAGCGGGACGUUUUGUUGCCUAGUUGUUUGUAUUGAGAAAGUUAAUCCUAUCUCGAUAACUCGGAGAGCGACGGCAGUCUUAUCUGACGCUGUAGCGUCUUCAUUUUGGAUACAUCGUGACACGGGUGUGCUUUUAUUUGAGGGAUUGUGCAUUCAAAAGAGGAAGUAAAAGGUCCUGUCUCGUGGUUGGGCUCUCUGCAAACUGCUUUCAUGAGGUAACAGCGGGGGAAAAAGAAGACAAACUACCCCAAAAAACACUACCCCCCCCCCCCCCCCCCACCCCCAACCUUUGCUUGCGCCGUAGCAGAGCGAUGGGACAAAAAAUCUCAGGGAGUAUAAAGUCUGUGGAUGCGAGGGAACCUGCAUUCCAGCCGGUCAAACGGGAGCUCCAUGGUCCCGACUUCUCCAAACCCGCCCGGCUGGACAUGCUGCUGGACAUGCCUCCGGCCCCCAUGGACGUCCAGCUGAAACACUCCUGGAAUAACGAGGACCGCUCGCUCAACAUCUUCGUCAAGGAGGACGACAAACUGACCUUCCACAGGCACCCAGUGGCCCAGAGCACAGACUGCAUCCGGGGCCGGGUAGGCUACACCAGGGGGCUGCACGUCUGGCAGAUCCACUGGCCCACGCGGCAGAGAGGGACGCACGCUGUGGUGGGAGUGUCCACGGCUGAAGCCCCCUUGCACUCGGUGGGCUAUACCUCACUAGUAGGCAGCAACGGCGAGUCGUGGGGCUGGGACCUGGGGCGUAACAAGCUGUACUAUAACAGCAAAAACCAGCCUGGACUUACGUACCCUGUGUUUUUGGAGCCGGACGAGUCGUUUGUGCUGCCGGACACUUUGUUGGUGGUUUUGGACAUGGACGAGGGGACGCUGAGUUUUAUAGUGGACGGGCAGUAUCUGGGAGUGGCUUUCAGAGGACUCAAAGGAAAAAAACUGCAUCCGAUCGUUAGUGCUGUAUGGGGUCACUGUGAAAUUACAAUACGAUACAUCAACGGACUUGAUCCGGAGCCUCUUCCCUUAAUGGACUUGUGCCGGAGAUCAGUCCGCCUAGCGCUCGGCAGAGAUCGGCUGCAGGAAAUAGAAUCGCUACCCUUGCCUCAGUCCCUGAAGAAUUAUUUACAGUACCAGUAAAUAAGAAAAGAAGAAAAGAAAAAACUUCUGGACGAAAUCGCUUUUGUUUACACUGAGUGCUGCUCAUCUCUGUGGUGAACACUUGAGUUUUUAUUGAAUGUGGUGUUCUAAAUCAGUAUUGGCAGAUCCCUACAGAGCCCAAUGGCGACUACUGUACCGGAGGCAGGAGUUCACAAACCCUCUGACUCGCUGAGAAGACGUGAACCCUCUGGAGAUGCCUAUGUUCUGGAUCAGGCCUCUGCUUUCCAUGCACAAACACCAGGAUGGACUACAUUAGAAUACUAUGUUAGCAAAUAUCUUUUUCAUUCAAUAUGGGUCUUUACCACCAUUGCAAGACCGUUUCUCUUGUAAUUAUAGAAUAUAAUAUAUUACGGUAUUUUUUAAAUUAGAAGCCUGCUAGUUGUGGCUGGGGCUUCAUAUUUAUUCUGAUACAUUCAAAGCAAAAUUAGUUCUUAGGAAGUUCUGCAUGACAUCGUCCUUGAAUCUGUUCACUACCAUGCUGUCUUAGACAAAUCACCCUUUCAAAGCUAAAGUCUCUCCCUUUUUUUUUAAGUUUAAUUUGUACCCUUUUUUUAAUGACCUCCCUCUUUUUACUGUGUGGUUUAUUAGAAUGCGUAUUUAUCGUUUCGAAUCAGAUUUUUUUUUAAUGCUGCUCUGAUAAUGUCUGGAUUGGAGAAGCCCAAUAAUUCUAGCGACUCACUCUCGAUCUUUUUUUGUUUUAUAAAUAUAUUUUUUAAAGAUGCUGCUUUUUUUUCUUUUCUGUUUUAAAUCUGCUUUUUAACUGGCAGGAAGUUGAAUGUAUGGACAAUGCUGCCUUUAGCAUAUUUAAUGUGAAUAAAACAAGUGAAUGAAUACCUUUCUCAGUGUAUUGUCAGUGUUCAGGUAUAUUUUGCAUUAUAAUGACAAAAUACUAUUGGGUGUAAACAUGAGGGAAAAUAAAUCCUUUUUAAAUAUA